Dromiciops gliroides (monito del monte) is the source of this 4075-nucleotide messenger RNA. RefSeq names its product ERCC excision repair 6 like, spindle assembly checkpoint helicase (gene ERCC6L). The transcript is spliced from 2 exons. NCBI's taxonomy places the organism in Eukaryota, Metazoa, Chordata, Mammalia, Microbiotheria, Microbiotheriidae. The record is from RefSeq and is a predicted model, not a curated record. Gene Ontology annotation, molecular function: ATP-dependent chromatin remodeler activity; DNA translocase activity; protein binding. The coding region runs from base 85 to 3717 and encodes 1210 amino acids.
GUCGGGACCGAGCCCGAGCCCGAGCUAGACGUCGGGACCGAGGCCGAGCUAGACGUCGGGACCGAGCCCGAGCCCCAGGCGGCCAUGGCAGAGUCGGCGGCCUUGGCCACAGGGAGUGCGGCGGAGCAGCUACUGAGCCCGGGGCGAGCAGCCAGUUACCGGAGAUAUGUAAAAGAAGCAAAAGAAGCUACCAAGGACGGAAAUCUAGAAGAGGCCCUUAAACUUUUCUACUUAGCAAAAGACAUUUUUCCCAAUGACAAGGUUCUGAGCCGAAUCCAGAGACUAGAGGAAGCCCUGGAAGAGCUAUCAGUGGAAGGAGACGAUGAAUUUGUUGAUGUGUGUGACAGUGGCCUGAUGCUGUAUCGAGAACUGCACGAUCGACUUUUUGAGCACCAGAAAGAAGGUGUGGCCUUUCUCUAUAGCUUGUAUAAAGACAGAAGGAAAGGUGGCAUACUGGCAGAUGAUAUGGGAUUAGGAAAGACUAUCCAGAUUAUUGCUUUCCUUUCUGCCAUGUUUGAUGCUGAACUUGUGAGGUGUGUGCUGCUGAUCAUGCCUACCAGCCUUAUCAGCACAUGGACCAAAGAAUUUGCUAAGUGGACCCCAGGAAUGAGAGUUGCAACCUUUCAUGGUUCCAGUAAGAAUGAACGUACUAGAAAUCUAAACAGGAUUCAGAGGAAGAAUGGGGUUGCUAUUACAACGUACCAAAUGUUGAUCAACAAUUGGCAGCAACUUUCCCAACUGGAUGGCAUAGAGUUUGUCUGGGAUUAUCUUAUACUUGAUGAAGCCCAUAAAAUUAAAAGUUCUUCUACUAAGUCAUCAGUUGCUGCCCGGGCUAUCCCUGUGAAAAAUCGCAUCCUCCUUACAGGAACCCCAAUUCAGAACAACUUGUAUGAGUUGUGGUCCCUCUUUGAUUUUGCUUGUCAGGGAUCCUUGCUAGGAACAUCUAAAACUUUUAAAAUGGAGUAUGAAAAUCCUAUUACUAGGGCCAGGGAGAAAGAUGCUACUUCAAGAGAGAAAGCCCUGGGGCUGAAAAUAUCUGAAAACUUAAUGACGCUUAUAAAACCUUAUUUUCUCAGGAGGACUAAAGAGGAUGUACAGAAGAAAAGUGCCAAUAAAUCCCAGCGCAAUCUUCCUGAAAAGAAUCCAGGUGGUGACAUGGUCCGUGAAAUCCCUUCCCUUUCCAGGAAAAAUGAGUUAAUUAUUUGGGUGUAUUUAGUACCUUUGCAAGAAGAAAUAUAUAGGAAAUUUGUAUCCCUAAACCACAUCAAACAGUUAUUAACAGAAACACGUUCACCUUUGGCUGAGCUGACUGUCUUAAAGAAGCUAUGUGAUCACCCGAGGUUACUGUCAGCACGGGCUUGCAGUUUGUUAGGUCUCAGAGAAGGCAACUUCUCUGGUGGGGAUGAAAGUCAAGUGGCUCAUUCAGAUAUCCAGAUUGAGCAGGUACCUCAUGAAUCCCUAAUGCAAGAAUCAGGGAAAAUGAUGUUCCUUAUGGCUUUGCUUAAGAGAUUACAAGAUGAAGGACAUCAAACUCUGGUUUUUUCCCAAUCCAGAAAACUUCUAGACAUCAUAGAGCACCUUUUAAAGAAAGAGAAUGUCAAGAUUUUGCGUAUUGAUGGAACCGUUACUCACCUUUCAGAAAGACAGAGGCGAAUUAACUUAUUUCAGCGGAGUCAAGGUGUCUCUGUUUUUCUCCUUACUUCCCAAGUAGGUGGAGUAGGUCUGACCUUAACUGCAGCAACUCGAGUUGUCAUUUUUGAUCCUAGCUGGAAUCCUGCAACUGAUGCACAAGCUGUAGACAGAGUUUACAGAAUUGGGCAAAAAGAAAAUGUUGUAGUUUAUAGGUUGAUCACCUGUGGUACACUGGAAGAGAAAAUAUACAGAAGACAGGUUUUCAAGGACUCAGUAAUAAGACAAACAACCGGGGAUCAAAAAAACCCUGUUAGAUAUUUUAGCAAGCAAGAAUUAAGAGAGCUCUUUACAAUAGGGGAUUUUCGGAGUUCUGCAACACAGUUGCAACUGCAGUCUUUGCAUGCUGGUCACAGAAAGACUGAUGAGAAACUGGAAGAACAUAUUGCUUACCUGCACACUUUGGGAAUAGCAGGAAUCUCUGACCAUGAUUUGAUGUUCACACAUGAUGUGUCUGUUCACGAAGAAUCUGAGGUAGGGGAAUCUCAGUAUAUUCAAGAAAGGGUUCAAAAAGCUCAACUCUUAGUUGAAUUAGAAUCGCAGAAUAACGAGCUCUUACUGAACAGUGUAAAAACCAGAGUUGAGGAAACCUGGCUGAAGGAUCCUGCAUCUUCCAAACCAAAGAAAAAAUGCUCUGAAUUUAAUGUUGUACAACAUCCUUCACCACCUGUAAUUGUUGAUCUUACACAAGAAGACUCUCUCAAUUCUGGAAUGGCAGGUUUAAGUAUUGUUGAAGACAGUGAGGCGCACGAUCUCUCUGUCAUGAAUGUAGACGUGUCUAUAAAACAAUCUGAUGUUCACUUAACAGAACACAAAAUUGAUGAUGAAUGUAUAACUAUUUUUUCCAAUGAAGAGUGCCACGAAAUGGAAAUAUCAAAGACCAAUAAUCCUGGUGAUAGCAGUGAAGUUUUACUAGAUAACACUCAGGAAAGUGUAAAGUCGUUAGCUCACGAGACAGCAAAAGCUGACCUCGAGCCAAAUCCAGAUCAGCCAACAAAUGAUGAGAUUUUACUGGAAUCUUCCAUCUUGCCUCUUAGUCCAGAAAAGUCAAUGGAAUUGGGUACUUCUGUCAUUAGCCUACCAGGUGAUCUGUCAGGCCCAAAUGCAUUGGAGAAUUCUGGACCAAACGAGGCCAAGUUAGAAAAAGAAUCCUUAGCUGCUUCACUGCAGGAUGCUGGGGAUUUCAAUCUUUUCUUGGAAGACUCUGUAGAGAGUGGACAGAAUCCUUCCAAGCAGUCUUUGAAGUCCACUGAAAGGGAGAAUAGCAUGUGGGAUUUAGCAGCUAAUCCUAGAGGGGAGAGUAGCUUUGGGUAUCUACAGCCUGAGAAUCUCUCUGGUCAAGAAAGUGAACCGGAAGAUAAAAUAGCUCCCGUGAAAACAAGAUAUAAGACGAGGAGGAUUGUUUCUGAUGAUGAAGAUGAUUCGGUGACAGAAGGAAUGUUAUCCCCUUUCCCAAAGCCAUUACUAACACAAUUUAGCUCAACUCCCAAAAACAAUAGAUCCCAAUCGGAAUUGUUUUUAUCUGAAAUAUGUAGUGGUGGAAAUAAUUCUGUAAUUUCUAGAAGAUCUCUGGCUUCAAGGAGAUCACUUAUUCAUGUGAUUUUAGACCAUGUUGAAGAUAUGGAAGAAGAUGCCAGUGAGCAAAAGAGUAUGGACAAGUAUUUAGAAGAAGAAGAAGAAAUAGCAGAAAUAGCAGAGGACAGUCAGGAAUCUGAACAUUCAGAAGAGGAACCUGCUGGAGAACCCUCAUUGUCCCAAAGUAAACCCUGCUCUUUGUCCGUGUCUCACUCAGACUUAGCCCAGAGUGCAUCUGGUGGAGAUUGUGAAGAGACUACUGCACACAACCCAAGUCCAGCUCCUGUGACAGAUGAGUAUGAGGCUCUUGUCAGGUGUGGAAAGGAACUGAAAGAGAAUGGGAAAAUACAGGAAGCACUCAAUUGUUUACUUAAAGCCCUUGAUAUAAAAAGUACUGAUCCACAAGUUAUGCUCAUGACUUUAAAUUUGUAUAAGCAACUUAAUCAAACUUGAGAUUGUGGUUUGUUUGCUGUACUUUAAAAUCCAUUGAAGGGUUAUCUAUGCUUACUUUUCUGAUUCAGUUUCUCUUAAUUGAAGGUGAUGUUUUGAGAAAAGGAUAGGUUCCAGCAUGUUUAGGGUGAUGAUUCAAAUAACAUGCCCUUGUCCCUCCUUUUCUGUGAACACUAGUUUCAUAUGUUGCUUCCAUCAAGACUGGGGUGGGGGGGAUUGAGGUUUUUUGCUAUUUUGUUCUUACUCUUUCACUGCCUGGAUGGUCCGUGGGGGACAAUAUUAUUUUUUAAAAGGUUCUUUUAAGUUUACACGCCAACUGACCCUGUUCUGAAAAACCUCUUUGGGGGUUUGUCAUCUGGUU